Molecule: messenger RNA, 1248 nt
Organism: Monoraphidium neglectum
Lineage: Eukaryota; Viridiplantae; Chlorophyta; Chlorophyceae; Sphaeropleales; Selenastraceae
Exons: 1
Source: RefSeq, a predicted model, not a curated record
GUGCACCUGGGGCCGGCAGAGGCCGCCGCGACCGCCUUGCUCGCCUGGCUGCACCUCCUCCUGCUGCUCGCGGCCACGGUAGCGGCCGCCUCUUGGCUGCUGUUGGGGGCCCCGGACCUCCGCUGCCCCGGGGCGCGACUCAUGGCGGCGGCGGCAGCGCGGCUCCUGCCGCGGCUGCGCGUGCGCACCGCGCCUGGCGUCGGGCCCGAGGGCGGCGCGCGGCGGCAGGCACGCGCCGACCCAGCGGCGGCGUUCAGGCGCCUGCGCUACUUGAGCCUGCGCCGGAGCUCCCUCUCAGGCCCGGUUGCCGCGGCGGCUGGCGGCGCCGGGCUCCGCGGCGGCGCCGCGUCCGUAAUGUCUCUACUUCUUUGGCCGUUGCCAGCUGCGAUUUCUCUUCGGUCUCUUAACUCUGCGGCAGGCAGACAUGAGUGCAGCGGCAGCGCUGGCGGAGAGUGCGGGGCCAGCACCCAGCAGCCCUCCGCGACAGACAGCCGGCGGCGCGCGUGCGCCGCAGGCGGCGCCGCGCUGCUGCAGUGGGUGCUGCCGCGUGCGUGUGCUGCCGCGCAGCUUGCGGGCUCGGCGCUCGCCGCGUUGGGCCUUUCGCGGUUCGCGCCGUGCGCGCCCUCACACAGGGCCUGCAGCAACGCCCACGGCAGCAAGGGCUGCAGGGUUGCACGCCCCCGCAAGCCCCCGCAGGCGCGGCCGCCGCUGCAGUCGCUCCUGCUCGCGUGCAAUGAGCUGCGUUUUGUCGACCUGACUUGCGUCGGCGGCGGCGCCGCCGCGCCGGGCGCGAUGUCGCGGCUGGUGCGUGCGCUGUGGCGCGGCGGGCACGUGCACUACAUUGCAGUAGCACAGCCGGCGAGGCUGCGGCUAGAGCGCCGCGCAAGCAGUCGACGUGGCUGCGGCAACGGCGGCAGCGGCGAUGGCGGCGGCGGGUACAGCCACGCAGAGGAUGAGGGCGGGGACCAUGACCGCGGUUCGGAUGACAGCUCGUCGGGCUGCGAAGACGAGUGCUGCCGCGCCUGGGAGGGACGGGGGAGUGGCGGCGGGCGCGCACGUGCUGGACACGGGUGGCUGCGGUGGCUCGGUCGGGGCAGCAGCAGCGGCGGAGGCAGCCGCGAAGGGACACAGGACCCAGCGUGGCGGGGGCAGCGCAGCAAGGGCACGGGCGGUGUUGCGCCACCAGCCCCGAUUUUGCUCGAGUGCUCUGGCUUUGAUGAAAUUAUUGUUCGAGAGCUGGGGUUGUGA